Molecule: messenger RNA, 4887 nt
Organism: Bactrocera neohumeralis
Lineage: Eukaryota; Metazoa; Arthropoda; Insecta; Diptera; Tephritidae
Product: CD82 antigen
Exons: 8
Coding region: 1372-2181 (269 amino acids)
Cellular component (GO): membrane
Source: RefSeq, a predicted model, not a curated record
AAGUAUUCAAUUUGUUGUCGUCGCUCGUUGGAGGCAGAAGUCGUCGCGCGGAAAACUCGUCAGCCUAAAAGCUAAACGCUCGCAAUAGCAGUUUUUUGUUUUUGUACAAAUAAAGUUUCGGACGCAAAGGUUCGCUGCUGCUGCUGCUUGGUGCUCGUUUGUUUACACAAACCACACACACACACACGCAUACAUAUACGCGUAGCACUUGCUCGUGCGCCUGCAAAAGUUGUCGUCCGCUCGACAUCGCUACCAGUGGCUGCUGUGACUUGGUCUGCUCUGCGUGAAAUUGCCGCCCGUGCUGGAGCAUAAAAGUGUAGAUAAUUUGCGUUUCGCUUGCGACCUUUUUCCCUCGCAUUUCCUUUAAGCCAAAAACAAAAAAGCACUAACUUUGUUGGUGUUGUUGUGAAUAUACAGCAUAAAAAGCAAAAUACGAAAAAUUUAUAAUAAUCGAAAAAGCACACAUUCUAAGUGCUUCACAGCCUCACGCGCUCGCUGUUGACAUUUGCUUUUGUGCUUUGUGUUUUUGUAUUCGGUGGGCAGUAACGGCAAUUGCCACCUGUUCUUGGCGAGCGAUUCGUUUGAUUGACGCGUGUCUGUCGUACACUUUUACACGAAAAUAAUUGCGUUGUGCGCCUAUACAAUUUUCAGUAGAAUAUUAGUAAGCGCUAAAAACCGCUUCAAGUAUUUUUCUGGGAUUUGAUCGAAGGAAACAAAUCAAAAAAACUAAAAAAGAAAUCAAAAAAGUAAAAACAGCUGAAAUUCAUGAAAGUGCGCGCCAAGAGCCAAUAACAAAAAAAAACGCAAGAAAAAAUUUGAAAAGUGUUUUGAGCAUACAUAUAACAAAGUUCUAACAACAACAACAAAAAAACAGAAAAUAAUACAACAACAAACAAAAGAAAAUAUUACACAACAACAACAAUAAACUAAAAACUACAAAAGUAAAAAACUACGACAAAAACAAAAACAAAAAAAUUACAACAACAACAAUCAAUUCCAAACUCAGUGAAAGCCGGUAGACUACUUAAAUGUGCAAAAGAGUUCUACCAGCGUAAGCAUUAUUGUAUAAAAUAAAUCAAAGUAAACAGGAACAAAGAUUCUUCAACGCUAAAACCGAAUUUUGCGCGUAGCUCAAGUAACAGCGUGAUUAUUUUAUUGUUUUGUUGUUGGCAGUGAAAGUAGGUGACAGACAGACCCUAAUAGCAAUUUGGUGUUAUUUGCAGAUCACGCCGCCGUAAAUAAUAAAAUCAGCAUAUACUUCUUUAAUCGGCCAGAGCUGCUGCUACAGAACAUAUAAUAGUUCAAUUAAUAUUUUGAAGUGAAAAUUCUUACACAUUUUCAACGCUCGAUCACAACAUAAAAGCUGCCAAAAUGGGUUCCGAUUGUGGCGUCUGGCUGGCCAAAUAUCUGCUAUGCCUCUUCAACUUCCUCUUCUUUGUCGUUGGCACAAUCGUGCUGGGCACUGGCAUUUGGCUGGCGGUCGACAAAGCCUCGCUAAUUGCACUGCUCAAGAUGGUGGAAAGCGAUCAAAUAACCCAAUUCACACAGCCGCGUGUCAUCGAGCAGAUGGCGUACGUUUUGAUUGCUAUCGGCGCCGUUAUGUUCUUCAUGAGCUUCCUCGGCUAUUGUGGCGCGAUACGUGAGUCGCGUUGCCUGCUGACAACGUACGGCGUUUUCAUGAUUCUGCUGCUCAUUGCCGAAAUCGUUGCCGGUGGCUUGGCUGCUUUCUAUAAGGAGAAGGCGCGCGCUGAGACCAAAACUUUCCUGCAAUCCACCAUCACCGACUAUUACUCCACCCACGAAAAUAUGGAUGCCGUCACACUCAUGUGGAAUCAACUGAUGAGUCAGAUGAGCUGCUGCGGCGUGAAUGACUAUCGUGACUUCGAUGCCUCACUCGCAUGGAUCAGUAACAAGGGUAAUCGCACGCUACCCGAAGCCUGCUGUGUGCUGAAGGAUGUGAGCCAAAUGUUGCCACGUGACGAUGAUUGCGUGAUAAAUCCUAGUGAGAGCAACAGCUUCUACAAGAAGGGCUGCUAUGAAGUAUUCACUGACUGGAUUAUCUCCCACCGCGAAAUCAUUAUUGGCGUGCUGCUGGGCGUUGGCAUUGUUCACUUGUUCGCCAUCUUCUUGGCAUUCUGCCUGUGCAAGGCGUUCGCCAAGUACCAUGGCAUGCGUCUUUAAGAGUCUGCCCAUACAAAGCUAGCCAAUUAGUAGCACCAAAUAUGACUAGUGAAGCAAAAAGAUCGUUGUGACGAAAAGACUUCGACAAUUAUGAGAAGCCAUUUCUGUCUCUUUUCGUAAAUUGUUUAUAUUGUUGAUUUAUUAGUUUUACAAAUUUUUGGACAAAUUUUGUAGAAAUCUUUUUUUAUUGGUAAUAAGUAGUUUACAGAGGUUUUUGUAAAUUUUUAUUGAAACUUUUGCAUAACUUUAUGCAUAUGGAUAAUGAACUGUUCGAACACUGAAUACUAUUGUUAAAUAUUUAUGAAUAGUUAAAAACAAUCAGACGAGAAAAUAAUUAAGGAAAAAUAUUUGUUGAUGAAUGAGUGUGCAAAUAGCGCCUUUGAUUUGCUAAAAUCAAUUGAACAUGAAUGCAUACUUGUAUACUCAAGAAAAAAAAAUUGAAGCAAAAAAAUACAAAAAAAAAAUAAAAAAUUAAAAUAACGGACAACAAAUCGAACUAAGACUUGAUUUUAGUUAUCUUAGUAUAAACUCUCAAUGCUUGCUAGUAAUAACUAACACCUGUAGAAAUUGUUUAGUCUAGAACGUAAGCAAGAAUCUCUCCACACUAUACAUCACAAAUCAAUUGUAGAACAUAUCGAAAAUUUGAAAAACAAAUUGUAGAACAUAUCGAAAUGAAAAAUUUGAAAAAAAAAACAAAAUUGUUUUUAAGCUAAGCAUUUAUACGAAAAUCACAAACAAAAACUAAAAAAUCAUAAAUGAAAACAGAAACAGAAAGUAACACAAAAAAUAAAAUAAAAAAAUUUGAAAUUUUGAAAACAGCUGAUUACAAAUUUCGAAAAUUGUAUUCGAAAAGCAUGCAUGACAAGCUUAUAAUUUUAUAAACGAUAUUUCGAAACGACUGAAAUUUCGAUUUUCUUUAGUUUUAAAGUUCAAGAAUUGUAAUUUCGAUUUUCUUUUGUUUCAAAGUUCAAUGAUUGUAAAUUAUUUUUGAAGUUGCAAAUUUUUAAGUCCAUCUGAAUUCUUUUCAUUAUACAAACACAAAAAAACAAUACUUCACUCCUAACUAAAGUCAAUUAAAAUUUUCGAAUAUUUCUUUAGAGCCUUGGUAUGCUUUGAAACCACUCAUAAAUUGUUAUUCGACGAUUAUUUAAAAUUAUUGCUUUUUAUAAAAUUUUUUUUAAUAGAAUUUUGUGAAUAUAAAGAUUCAUGCAUAAGAAAAAUAUUAAUCAUUGCUAAGAACUGUUUUCUUUUUUUUUUAUUUACACAUUUUCUUUUUUAAUAAUUUUUUAUAAUUUUUUAAAAAACUUUUUUUAAUAUUUUUUUUUUAUUUUUUUAAAAACUAUUUUUAAUAUUUUUUUUUAAACAUUUUAAAAUUACUGCUUUUUGUAUACAUUUUUCAUAAAAUUUAGUGUAAAUAAAAAUGCAUACACAUGAAAAUUAUUCAUUGCUAAAAAUUUUUUUACAUAUUUUUUAUUUAAAUUUUUUUUAAUAAUUAAUUUUAUUUUUUGGUUUAAUGGUCUUUAAUAAUUUUUUUUUACCUUUUUUAUUCAUACUUUUUUCUUUAAAUAUAUUUUUUUUAUUAAAAUGUUUUUUUAUUUAAAAAAUUUUGUUCUUAAUAAUUUUUUUUUUUUAAUUCUGCGCAAUAUUUUUUUUUAAAGGUGGAAUUAAAAUAUUUUGAUGAGCGCCCAAAAGUAUGCAACUAUUUUUUUGUCAUAUUAAUUAUUUGUAUUUUUAUCCGCCUCCUUAGUUAUAAUUAUAAUUUAUAAAUACCACUACAAAGCGCCUACACCUGCGCCAAAAAAUCAUAAAAUUAAUUACACAACGUUUAAUAUUCAAAAUUAUUAAUUACUGUAUACCAUAAUGGUUUUUUCUCCAUAAAAAAUAUAAAACUUCGACACUUUUUCAAAAAUUCAGAAACAGAGCGAUUUAAAAUUCUAAAAAAAAAUUUAAAAAAAAAUUAUUUUGCAAUUUCAUAUAAAUGCUUUUUAAAUUGACAAUUGCAUAUUUUUAAAGUCAAAAAAUUUCUAUUUUUGCAAGCCCUUUCAUUUAAACAGUAUAAAACUAAAUUUUUAAAAUUCAAUCUCACAAAAAAUCCACAUUAAACUAAAUCAUAACAUUUUUUAUCAAUCCACCAAGCAAUAAAUUUUUGUAACAUGCAUUGUGAAUACCCUCAUACCAACAAAUCUAAAAUAUCUUUGUUAUAUACAUAUACAUAUAUACAUAUAUGUAUACCUACAUAUAUGUUAAGUAAAGUAAAGACGAAAAUUUCAGCAGUUUGAUAGGAGUCAACAAAUUUUCGUAAUAUUUGAACAUUUUUUAUUAAGAUAAUUAGGGUAUUUAAUAAUAAAUUUAUUAUGGAUGUUGUAUAUUUUAUAUAUAUAUACUUGUAUAUAUAUUUAUAUACGCCUACCUGCAUUAUGACGGGGGCAGAAUAUUGAGUAUCUAGAAUUUAGCAAACAUAUCCACAUACGAGUACAUAUUUAGUAUGUAAACGUGUAUAUAGCGAAUGUCUGUAAGCUGUUUUUAUAUUAAUUCAAAUACAUACACAUACAUAUAUACUUACAUGCCUAAGUACACGGACAUUUUUUUGUAGAUUAAGUUUUGUAAAGCUAUUCGUAGUUUUCUUGAAGUUCAAUAGCGAAAAGUGAAAUAUUGUAAAAAUUGAAUCAUUAUUAAAUAUAAUAAAAGAAAAACAAAAACAACGAA